AUCCGGUCUUGCUCGUGUACAUGGCGUCUCUUGCAGGAGACAGUCGCGGGUUCAUUCUAAAUAAUAUUGACCUUGCGUGAUCUGUUGCAGAUCGCUGAGACCUACUAAGGCGUAUUGCACAAGAUGGCCAUAGCUGUGUACACGAAGUUUCGAAGUAUUGUACUACUGUUAUUAUUCCUCGUCUUAGUUUUUUAUGUCGUGCAGUACAAGAACAACGAACACACUCUCCAAAACGCUGAGUUACAUCUUCUCGUCAACGCUCACAGACCUUAUACUAGUUAUCAGCCGUGCAGCGACAUCACAAAUUGCCCUGAUGUGCGCUACGUGAAGGCUUCACAUGUGCGGGUUUCGCAGCUCAUUCUAACUCGAUUACUGCGCGUGCUAGCUCUACUCUGUGAUAAGCACGGGGUGCGCUAUUUCCUGUUCCACGGCACGCUAUUAGGAGCAGUAAGACAUCAAGGACAUAACCCCUUUGAUAACGACAUCGACUUUGCAAUACCCGAAGAGGACUUCCAUAAGCUGCAGGCAGCCGCUGAAGAGCUACCCGAAGGCAUGUUCUUCCAGACAGAGUCCACGGAUCAGUACUAUAAAAUACCAGCAUAUAGCUUCUUGUCAGCAAAGUUACGCGAUAUGUCGAGUUGUUAUACUUCCUCAAUGUGCAGAGGUAAAUGCCACCAGAACGGACUAAUGGUAGACGUGUCUGUCUUACCUACGAACUCACAGGGGGAUUUCCUGGAUUUCUACAAGGGUUUGAGGAAACAUUUCCUUGGUCUUUUAGUGCACAAGACAACGGACAUUUACCCUAGGAAAAAAAUAGAGUUUGACGGGUUUGAAUUCUAUGUUCCAAGGAACUAUGAUAAAAUGCUCAAACAGUGGUACGGAAAAUCGUACAUGGAACUUCCAUCGCAUGGAAAAUUAUUUAGCGGAAAUACAGCACACAACACAAAAAGCUGCGAAGAAAUAUAACGAUUUUACCGGACCUCUUAUAUCCAUGUUCCUUAAUAUUGGCUUUAUAAAUUCCUGUCUUUUUGUUAUCAUUAAGUAAUGGCUUAAGCCAUGGAAGGAAGGAAGGAAGGAAGGAAGGAAGGAAGGAAGGAAGGAAGGAAGGAAGGAAGGAAGGAAGGA
Messenger RNA from Nematostella vectensis (starlet sea anemone), 1125 nucleotides. RefSeq lists its product as uncharacterized. The record is from RefSeq and is a predicted model, not a curated record. The coding region runs from base 124 to 966 and encodes 280 amino acids. The transcript has a single exon. Lineage: Eukaryota; Metazoa; Cnidaria; Anthozoa; Actiniaria; Edwardsiidae.